Messenger RNA from Saprolegnia diclina VS20, 2086 nucleotides. RefSeq lists its product as hypothetical. The transcript has 4 exons. Bases 360 to 2051 code for a protein of 563 amino acids. The record is from RefSeq and is a predicted model, not a curated record. NCBI's taxonomy places the organism in Eukaryota, Oomycota, Saprolegniomycetes, Saprolegniales, Saprolegniaceae. Gene Ontology annotation, molecular function: zinc ion binding.
CGCUGCAUAGUACGUACACGUCGGUGUUGAGCGUACUGUCUUGCUCUGACGCUUGGGUGUUCGGUGGCCCCAUCCGCCGCGAGAAGCGUCGCGACGAGCAAAUGGAUCGAUGCUCGCUACGCGCAGCUCGAUGGCCACCCGUCAAGCUGGCACCGAUCGACGCGAAUGCAUCGAGUGCACCGCAGCCUGGUGUACGUCGUCCUUGAUAUCGCUCGGCGCGACCGUCCUACGGUCAUCUUCGCCGGCGCCGCCCUCGGCUGCAUGGACUUGCAAAACCGAAGGAAACGUUUUGUCCGGAUACGAAAUCCCGAUCCGGAUUCGCGACAAUCAGGUGGCCCCAGAGACAAAAUCUGGCGACGAUGACCGUCGCUCGGAUGUGCGUCGAGUGCGAAGACACGGAGGCCGCCCUCGCGUGCUCCGACUGCGGCGACGUCUACUGCGACCUGUGCUACCAGGCGCAGCACCGCUCGGGCCACCGGCAGAAACACCAGUCGACGCCCUUGGCGGUCGGCGUUCCUGCGCCGUCGACUGCGGCGCGCCCGACGCCGCCGCCGGCGAGCGAGACGAUUUCGCCGCCACCUGCAAGCAUCGCGAUCGCCACCGCCGACGAUCCGAUGGGCGACACGAGCGAGGCGCCGCAGGUCGCGCGUGGUGUCGCGACCAAAGAGGCGCAGGUGCUGGCCGGUCGCGCCAAGUACAUUCCGAUGCGCCUUAGCGACGGGGAGCGCGUGCUCUUCAACCUUCUGGACGCGUCGCUCAAUGUGUCCGAGUACACGGACAAGGUCGACAUCCUCUCGUACCGGUCGCCGGUGAAGCGCAUCCUGACGGAGCUCACGGACCUCUUCAACAUCAUGUCGGGCAUGAUGGUCGCCAGCGACUUUCGCAACGGCAAGAAGAAGGUGCUGGACCGCGCCUACAUGGACAACGCCGACUUCUUCAAGGCUGUCUUUGAGAUUGGGCGUCGCUACAAGGUCAUGAACCCCGAGCGCAUGCGCAACAACUAUGGCAAGAUGAUCUACCUCUUGCAAGAUGCGAGCAUGCAGGAGGUCGAAGGGUACUUUGAGUUUUCGUGCAUUCAAGAUACGCACACGGUGCACUCAUUCUUGGAGGCGCGCAACGGCCUCGACCUCCUCCUCGACGCCGACGUCCCGGUUGCGACGCGGUCCAUCUCGGACACGAGCGCCCAAGCUGCUGUCCAGCGCCAGGAAAAGGCCGCGGCGAUCGCGUCGCUCGUCGCCCAUUAUGCGACCAAGGACUUGACGGCCGACGACAUCCGGCUCUGCCUCGCAUCGAUCGACGACAACAACAGCUACCUCGCGCUCAACUGCGACCCGAUCUCCAAGAUGCAAGCGUACCUCGAGCGGUACUUUGCGACGCCGUCCGGGGGGUUUGCCCUCGACAUUCGCGCUGGCCGCAACGGCGCGCGCCUCACGCACAACCACAAGACGCAGUUUGCCUACGCGAUGCAGUCGCUCUCGCUCUGGAAGAACAUUACGCUCGAGAUGUUUCCGCUCUGGUUUGCGGUCGAGGACGAUCUGCUGCACGGCGGCGGCUACCGACUUCGUGAUACGGGCCAAGGCCUCAACCGCAUGCAGCGCGCGCCAGAGACGUCGUCGCGCAUGCACGCCAUCUUGCACCUCACGCAGAAGGCGUCGUCGAUGGGCUGGGUGGGCUCGAGCGUCAUCCACCUCGGCGACCACAACGUGCCGAACGCGCUCAUGUUUAUCGACAAGUACACCCAAGUGUCGCGGAUUCUGAGCCCGAUCGUCCAAACCGUCGAGUUCAUCGGACGCAUGGAGCACGAUGCCAACACGGCCGUGUACAUUGCGAGCAUGGGCGGCGCCGAGGCGCUCCGGCAGACGAUUCUGUGUGACUUUUUCAAGCACGGCUUUGACGGCAGCGGCGCCGACAACUUCUUUGAUGCAGGCUCGUGCAUUGACGGCCGCCUCACGAGUGCGUGGAACUGGUGCUCCAAGAUUGAGAAGAAGCCGUUCUACUACAUCUUCCUCAUGGCCGGCUUUGUGGGCUUUGACGGCAGCUUUGAAAAGUAGGGAUCGAGCAAUGAACCUCCUCAUGACGUGUGUCU